This is a messenger RNA of Anneissia japonica, 2532 nucleotides long. Its product is annotated as calcium-responsive transcription factor-like. The coding region runs from base 386 to 2005 and encodes 539 amino acids. Gene Ontology annotation, molecular function: RNA polymerase II cis-regulatory region sequence-specific DNA binding; DNA-binding transcription factor activity, RNA polymerase II-specific. The transcript is spliced from 12 exons. Gene Ontology annotation, cellular component: nucleus. The record is from RefSeq and is a predicted model, not a curated record. Gene Ontology annotation, biological process: regulation of transcription by RNA polymerase II. NCBI's taxonomy places the organism in Eukaryota, Metazoa, Echinodermata, Crinoidea, Comatulida, Comatulidae.
AACAAACUUUGUUCACGGUCAAGUCAGACUUUAAUAUGCAUUUAAUAAAACUGCACAUUUCUCUUAUUUGUUUGAACUGACUGUAUAAUAAAGAGAAACAAAGUCAAAGGCUUGUCAAUAUGGCUGACCGACGAAAGAUUUGCAUUUUUAGCUCCAGCAGAGGAGUGGGCUGGGCCUGGGUAGGCCUAGGCCCUAGCUAGGGCCUAGGCCUAGGUAGGGCCGUUACUUACUAGGCCUAGGCUUGGCUAGGCCUAGCCUGCUACCCUUGCCUAGAAUAGCCUACGGAAGGCCAUGGCUAGGCCUAGAUCCUGGGUUGUGAAUAUUUGCUAAAGGCAAUUCCUAUCCUAGACCUACAGUAAAAAAAGUUCAGAACCGAGCGAUAGGAAUGUCUGACGAGUCUAAAUUACUGUGUGAAGAUGAAGACAUAGUCAACUCUGCAAUAGAGUCCAGAGAGGUCGUCGACCUGAGGACAACAACUGACGAGUCUAAACUGUAUGGUGAUAUAGUCACUACAGGAGAAGUCGUCCAACCGAGGACAACAUCUGUAAUUGUGUUGAAUGAAAAUCACAGAGCCCAUAUCAAGGCGAGCUUCAGUAAUGCCGAAGAGGAAGAUAAUGAUGAAGAGAUGGAGGAACCCAUACUGAUAGAUUUACCACACGAUAGUAGCAGUGAUAAAGAUCAAAGGUUAAAAGUUGAAGCUGUGUACACCUAUGUACCAAUCACUGGAGAUAAGAAGAUGAGUACAAGUAGUGUUAUUAUUCAGCCUGGACAGAUACCGAUACCCAUUAAAUUAGUGGAGACAAGCUGCAAGGCUCCCCCAGCAGACUGCCCCCAGUGGGCUGCCAGGCUGAGCGAUUGUGAGAAAAUUGGUACAUCCUACAGAGGAUAUGUUGAAAAUGAUAUUGAGCUGGACUUACUAUUAACAUUCCAUAAACAAGAGACAGGGAGUUUCUGGGGUACCCGUCAAUCGCCGAGUGCCGAGCGGUCAUCUAAACGCCUUAUGUGGCGCUCACAGUAUGUCCCAUAUGAUGGCGUUCCUUUUGUGAACAUGGGCAGCAGGGCUGUGACAAUGGAGUGUCAGUUUGGUCCAAGGAGGAAGAGCAAAUCUUGGAAGAGUGGGAGUUCCAAACACUUCAAAACAUCAUGUCCUGCAAGAAUUCAUAUAAAGAAGGUGAAAAAGUUUAUUCAAUAUAAAGCGGGCAAUGCAAAUGAUAAGAAAGAACAUGAUAAAAUUUUCCAAUCAAUUAAAGAGGUCGGAGUUGAUCAGGCUCAAGGUGUAGAAAGAUGCUAUGUACAAUUACCCACAAUUCAGGCCCAUGAUUACCACGAACCAAUCACAUCUGAAAAUGUUCUGCAACCGAUGCUGGAGCUGCAACGACAAGAAACACCCCCAGAGGAGCGGAUGAAUCCAAAAGUUGCUAAGAAAAUCCAAGAUCUUAUGAGUGAAGGCAUAUCAAAUGAUUUCCAGAUUCGAUCCAAGUUAAGGCAAUAUGUUCUGCAAGAUCUAUUUAAAGCUGAGAAGAGCCCCGAUAGACAUGAUCCCAGGUACUUCCCUACCAUCAAUAACAUUCAAAACUACAAACAUGAAAUCAACAAAGCUGUUGAAAAGGGAGAACUUAUCCUAGAACAUAAAGUUGGAAUCAUUGGAAAGAAAAUUGAAGAUGAAGAUGAUGAAUUGACAUCUUGGAUUGAGCCAGCAGGGAAAGUGGAGGAUGAUGCCCACAGCAGUGAAGGCUUAACAGAGUCAUCUGCCAAUACAUUGCUGUCACAGAUAAAUACAACCAAGACAACCAAGAGCAAUAUCGUAACCUGCACUGAAGUUUCAGACAGUGACACAACCAACAGCCAAUCAAGUAGCCUGUUACCAAUGAUGGAGUCUGAAAACAACCAAUCAAAUAGCUUGUUACAAGACAGUGGGGCAGAAUCUUUACUCAGUGAAAUGCAAAACAACCAAUCAGUAAUUGAGUCAGCUGAUGACAAUGACAGAUCCUCACCAAUCAAAUGAGAACGAUCCAUGCAGAUAGAAAUGUUUUAUAAACUUAUCUUUUUUACUUUUAUAAAAUUUUAUAAUAUAGCAAUAUUAAACCCAUUAUAGGGCUGCAAUAUAUUUCAUGCUUAAUUAUUUAAUCAUUGGAUUUGCAAAGGCUUUCAGUAAAAAUUGUGAUUCAAGGCUGGUUAAAAGAUUGCAUACUUGGUAAUUGGUCAAGGCACUUUACAGUUCAUUAACUGUCAAUAAUGCACCUUGUCCCAAGUCCCAAUUUAGGUGUUAUCAGCUAUAUAGAACCAAGAACCUUGUAUUCAACUCUAGCCAGGAAUAUACGGUAGAUAAAAUUGGUUUAUCCUGAUUAUGUAGAAUAUUCCGUGUGAGUGAAGUGACUUGAACAUAUAAACGAUUAUGUAUCCAAUGACCAGCAAUCGAUGAGAGCAAAAGCGGCUUUGAAAUUUUGGCAAAAAAUUGAUACACAUAUGUUACACAAAUCCAGUAUGAUCUGAUUAUUUCCAAUGCAUAAUAAAUGUAUAAACAAUUUCUAA